Messenger RNA from Pseudozyma flocculosa PF-1, 363 nucleotides. RefSeq lists its product as uncharacterized. Gene Ontology annotation, biological process: RNA processing; spliceosomal snRNP assembly. The transcript has 2 exons. The record is from RefSeq and is a predicted model, not a curated record. Lineage: Eukaryota; Fungi; Basidiomycota; Ustilaginomycetes; Ustilaginales; Ustilaginaceae. Gene Ontology annotation, molecular function: RNA binding. Gene Ontology annotation, cellular component: U12-type spliceosomal complex; U5 snRNP; commitment complex. The coding region runs from base 1 to 363 and encodes 120 amino acids.
AUGAAGCUCGUCAGGUUCUUGAUGAAGCUCAACAACGAGUCGGUCACCAUCGAGCUCAAGAACGGCACCAUCGUCCACGGCACCGUCACGGGCGUCGACAUCCAGAUGAACACCUACCUCAAGACGGUCAAGAUGACCGUCAAGGGCCGCGACCCGCUCUCGCUCGACACCCUCUCGAUCCGCGGCAACAACAUCCGCUACUGGAUCCUCCCCGACGCCCUUCCCCUCGACAUGCUCCUCGUCGAUGACGGGCCCAAGCCAAAGGGCGUGCGCAAGCCAAAGGACGCAGCCGGCCGCGGCGAUCGUGGACGAGGCCGUGGUCGUGGACGAGGCGGAGGACGUGGCCGCGGUCGAGGAUUCUGA